GAGCAGGAGCCACGGCCGAGAGGAGGGAGGAGGAGGAGGAGGAGGUGGAGGAGGCGCCGGACCCGGGAGGGGGGAUUAUCAGUAUUUAAACAGACCACAUCAUGUGUGAAUACAAGCUAGUGGUUCUUGGUUCAGGAGGCGUUGGGAAGUCUGCUCUGACAGUUCAGUUUGUUCAGGGAAUUUUUGUUGAAAAAUAUGACCCAACGAUAGAAGAUUCCUACAGAAAGCAAGUUGAAGUAGAUUGCCAACAGUGUAUGCUUGAAAUCCUGGAUACAGCAGGGACAGAGCAAUUUACAGCAAUGAGAGAUUUGCAUAUGAAGAAUGGCCAAGGGUUUGCACUAGUAUAUUCUAUCACAGCUCAGUCCACAUUUAACGACUUACAGGACCUGAGAGAACAGAUUUUAUGGGUUAAGGACACAGAAGAUGUUCCAAUGAUUUUGGUUGGCAAUAAAUGUGACCUGGAAGAUGAGCAAGUAGUUGGCAAAGAACAGGGCCAGAAUUUAGCAAGACAGUGGUGUAUCUGUGCCUUUUUAGAAUCUUCUGCAAAGUCAAAGAUCAACGUUAAUGAAAUAUUUUAUGACCUGGUCAGACAGCUAAAUAGAAAAACACCAGUGGAAAAGAAGAAGCCUAAAAAGAAAUCAUGUCUGCUGCUCUAGGCCCGUAGUCAGCAGCAGCUCUGAGCCAGAUUACAGAAAUGAAGAACUGUUGCCUAAUUGGAAAGUGCCAGCAUUCCAGUCUUCAAAAAAUAAAUCCGAAGAGGCUUCUCCUGUUUUAUAUAUUAUGUGAAGAAUUUAGAUCUUAUAUUGGUUUGCACAAGUUCCCUGGAGAAAAAAAAUUGCUCUGUGUAUAUCACUUGGAAAAUAAGACAAUAGUAUUUCUCCUUUGCAAUAGCAGUUACAAUAGAUGUGAAAAUAAAUAUACUUGACUCUAAUAUGAUUACACAAAAGAGCAUGAAUGCAUUUCUAAUAUUAGAUAUUGCUACUAUAAUCAAAUGAUUUCAUAUUGACCUUUUUACCAUGAUUCCUCCCUGUCAAGCACUAAAAAGUUGAACCAUUAUACUUUAUAUCUGUAAUGAUAUAGAUUAUAAAAUUU
Messenger RNA from Nycticebus coucang (slow loris), 1092 nucleotides. Its product is annotated as ras-related protein Rap-1A-like. Gene Ontology annotation, biological process: negative regulation of synaptic vesicle exocytosis; cellular response to cAMP; Rap protein signal transduction. Gene Ontology annotation, cellular component: plasma membrane. Bases 102 to 656 code for a protein of 184 amino acids. The transcript has a single exon. NCBI's taxonomy places the organism in Eukaryota, Metazoa, Chordata, Mammalia, Primates, Lorisidae. The record is from RefSeq and is a predicted model, not a curated record. Gene Ontology annotation, molecular function: GTPase activity; GTP binding; GDP binding.